GCUCCUGCAUCCCAGAGAGAUGUAAUACUGAAGGAAUCAUCAAUCUCAUUUUAAGCUCUUCACUUGGAAAAAAAAUUUGGAUGCAUUAAUGAAGUGAUUUCACAUAGUUAAAACACACAUUAAAAGAGUUAGACAGAGGGUAAGUGAGUGCCCAGAGGUGUAAGGUCCCAUGCUGGUGGGAAUAGGUGAGGUCUCAUUGAAGUGUGCUGGGUGACUCUUGCAAAGAUGUACAUUGGUGAUAUUAAAUACUUGCACUAAAACUAUCAGCUUGUGCAGCUUGUAAUAAAAAAUAUCAGCUUGUGCAGUUCUGCCUAUGGAUUUGAUCCUGUCCUUGUUCUAGCCUGAAUCUGAGCUGAGCUCAAAGUGUGCUCUGCCACUGCAUGGGCAAGGAAGGAAAAUCCUGAAUUCACGUUGGCACACCAUCAUGGGGAAGGGGAGAGGUUAGAAUAGAGGAGGCAAAUCACAUAUCCUGCAGCUUUUGCUAUUUCUUUUAUUUCUAAUAUUUCAGUGUUUUGUCCAGAGAUACUACUUGCAGUUUUUUGUGUCAGCUACCACUGGAGCAUGUUGAGGAGCUGACACUGUUUUGGAGAUAUCAGCCACUCCCCUCAGCAUCCAAACAAAUCAUCACUGGGAGCUUCCAGUGACUCCAGGGAUGGUGAUGGGGAGGUUUCACCAUCAAUUUAGGACCAAUCCCUGAAGAACAAGGUCCAGCCUUGCUGUUUUAUACAGAACCUUCUGAAAAGACGUGGAUCCACAUUUGGAAUGGGGACAGAUCUCCAUUACAGGGUGAGCACCCCACUGCAUGCCAGUGUGACAAGAGGACGUGGUGACUACAGGUACAGGGAGGACUGUGGGGCCACAGCAGGUUUGGGUGGCUCAGGCUUCAUCUUUGCAAUGUCAUGAGGAAUACUGAGCACAGAGAUGGUGGGGAGAUGCAGGCUGGUUGGUGAUAUAAUUUAUAUAAUUAUAGAUAAGUAGCUCCCUUCCUAGCUGAUUUCCUAGAGGUGUGCUCUGCUCUGGCCCACUGUUUGAGCUCAGAUGUGUUAUUAAAACACUUCUGUUUGCUUCCUGCUCUGCUACAGCUGCCCUGUUCAACCUUGAGCAAUACCAUCAAAAGCAGCUCUGUCCAGAGCCUGCAAUUUACCUACUGCCUUUACCUAAAGAGCCUGCAGAAAGAGUCUUUUGGGAUGUUGGGUGCAGAAAAGUCUUUUUCCACACCACUGCCCAGGGCAGUGACUGGACCACUGUCUAUCAGAAAUUUGUCUCAUUGCUCCAGUUAGAACCAUAAGAAUAGAGAGAGGCAAUGUAUUUAGUGUCAGACUCCAGUGCUUUGGCAAGUGGUAUGUUCCUUGCUGCAGAUGUGGGCUCCAUGGCUCAUAGCAGGCUGUUAUCAGCCAUCCUUUGUACCUCUGCUCCUGCCUGCCUGGCCUGAAGUCCUUUUGCUUUCUCCAGCACUGAGCUGUGUCCUGGGUUUGUGCAGCCACCGGUCCUGUGCUGACCUUGCCCUUCAAAAAAUGCUAAUUAUAUUAAAAUAAAUAGCAGCAAAGGGAUGCACAGCCCUUCCCUUUGAAGAUGUGGAUUUUUUUUGCACAACCUCUCCCAUGUCUCCUCUCUCCCCUGUGCCUCAGUUUCCCCGUUGAUGUUACAGGGCUGUUGGGAGGCUGAGCAGAGCUGAAUUCCAGACUGAUUGUGCUUGCAAGGGACUUCUGGGGUUUCCUGACCCAAAUCCUCCUUUAAGCAGCUUCAAUCUCAAAUUUAAGUCCAAACUCACGCUUUAAUCAGGUCUCUCCGUGUUUCCCCACUUGAAGUCGGAAUGUCUCCAGGGUUAUACAAGAGACCACAAGGUCUCCGUGCCCUGUGCCCGAUCACUCUCAGGUUAAAAGCUGUCUCCUAAUAUUUAACCAGAUUUCCCCCUAGCUGCAGCCCGCACCUGCUGCCCCUUGUCCGGACUCCUGGCACCGGCAGAACCAGCUGAGCUCCCUCUCUCCCGCAUAUUCCCAUUCCAAGGCUUGCCGCGGGCCGUCUCUGCCGGCAGCGGGAACACCGGCGGGCGGCACUGGGGACAAGCAGCCAUGGAGUACGUCAGCACACGGGGAGGCACGAGGGCCGUGGACUUCGAGGGAGCCCUUUUUUCUGGCUAUGCACCCGAUGGGGGCCUCUUCAUGCCCCAGCACAUCCCCUCGCUGGACAGGGACACCCUGCAGAGGUGGAGCAGCCUGUCCUACCCUGAGCUGGUGAAGGAGCUGUGCUCCCUCUUCGUCCCGGCCAGGCUGGUCCCGCGGAACGUGCUCAAUGAGCUGAUCGACAGGGCCUUCAGCAGAUUCAGACACAAGAAUGUCGUGCAUCUGUCCAGGCUGAAAGAUGGGCUGAACGUUUUGGAGCUCUGGCACGGUGUUACGUAUGCAUUUAAGGACCUGUCCUUGUCCUGCACAGGACAGUUUUUACAGUAUUUCUUGGAGAAAAAGAAGAAGCAUGUCAAUAUUCUGGUGGGGACUUCAGGGGACACGGGGAGCUCGGCCAUCGAGAGUGUGAGAGGGCAGAAGAAUGUGGACAUCUUUGUUCUGCUGCCCAAGGGGUUCUGCACCCAGAUACAGGAACUACAGAUGACUACUGUCAUUGAAGACAACGUCCAUGUCUUUGCUGCUCAUGGGAACAGCGAUGAAAUCGAUGAGCCGAUCAAGGAACUGUUUGCUGAUGUCGAUUUUGCUGGAAAAUACAACCUGAUGAGUUUGAAUUCUGUCAAUUGGUCCAGGAUUAUGGUGCAGAUUGCCCACUUCUUCUAUGCUUACUUUCAGUGCACCCCAUCCCUGGAUACCACCCAGCUGCCAAUGGUGGAAAUUGUUGUGCCAACGGGAGGAGGAGGAAAUAUCACGGCUGGCUGUAUUGCCCAGAAAAUGGGUCUCCCAAUUCGACUUAUUACUGUGGUGAACAGCAAUGACAUCGUUCAUAGGACUGUUCAACAUGGAGAUUUCUCACUGGCAGAGAGCGUGAAGGCUACGUUAGCAUCAGCCAUGGAUAUCCAGGAGCCUUACAACAUGGAGAGAAUCCUCUGGCUGCUCUCGGGCUCUGACAGCUGCCUCAUAAAAACUCUGAUGGAGCAAUUCAACAUCUCAAAAAGGCUGAAGCUGCCAGAGGAUUUGCACAGAAAGCUCUCAGAGACCCUGGGAUCGUGCUCAGCCUCUGACCAGGACAUUGUGGGAGCCAUGCGGCGCUGCUGGGAGGAGAACCAGUACCUGCUGUGCCCCCACUCUGCCGUGGCUGCUUACUACCACUACUCACGGCCACGCAGCAUCCCCCGGUGUUGCUUGGCUCCAGCCUCUGCAGCCAAAUUUCAGGAUGCCCUUCUCCGAGCUGGCCUGGUUCCCCAGAUCCCCCCUGAAAUCACUGCUCUGACAGCAAUGGAGACCAGGUCCACUCCCCUGGAGCGGGGACAGCACUGGGCACAGGUGCUCCGGGGCCGGAUUGAAGCUGUGGCGCAGCAGUGGGAGGCACAGACGGGGAAGGCAACCAGCUCAAGGAAAUUAAAGGAAUGUGACUUCCAAGAUCUCAGCCCUGCAAUCAAACAAACACGAGCUUCUUUUGAGCACAAACUGAAAAAAAAAAGAGCCUUAAAAAAAGAUAAUUACAGGCUGGAGAGCGCGGACAGGAAGAGCCCUGUGGAUUUGCACCGGGGCCCGGGAGCACCGUUGUGUACGGAAUGGGAUAUCUGCCACUUGGAAAUGUUUUUCCUGCUUGGGAGAGUGGUUUGCAUGCCAGAAACAGGGAAUGCCACAGAUCCCCACUUCCCAUGGCUGGAACAACUGGAACAAGGUGUCUCCCUGCCCCCCACUCCACCUGCCCUGGGGAAAGAAUCCUCCAGCACCUGGCUCAGCAGUUACUGACCCUUGCUCAUUUAAGCUGCAGCUUUUUCCUCUUUCCCACAUCUGUUCAGAAGGGAAUGAGGACCUGAAGUGAGCAGGAUGCUGAAAAUCAGGCUCAGAGUGGGGUAAGGAGCAUCCAGAGCCCACCUUGCUUAGAGAUGAGGAGCAGCAGCCAGCCCCAGCACUCUCCUUGGCUCUUAGUGGGGUGGACCAUACUUGGGUUUUUAGUAUAUUAUGGUUUGUCCUGGUCCCUUGCUGGCUAUCCAGCAUUCAUCACUGGAGAAAACACUUUCCUGAUUUUAAAGGGAGAUAUCUCUGUGCCUCCCGUAGCCUGGAGUAAUUCAAUAUUGAGUGAUAGGAUUGCAGUCACUGCUUUUCCUCUGUUUGCACCUUUCUUGCAAUUAUUUUGUAAGAGCUCCCUGCUGGAGGGCAGGGCAGGCAGCUCUCAGGAAUAACACAACUUCCUGGAUGCUGCCUCACCACAGAAGAGCUGGAGCAGCACUGAGGACCCCUCUUGGGGCACAGACCUUCCCCAGGGUUCACCACACAACACAGGAUUUCUCCUGAGAUCUUCUCCAGCCCGUUGUGUCACCAAAACAGGAGGUUCUUGGUUCUUGCCUUUGCACUUGCAGUAACCUUUUUAUGACUGACGCUUUUUAAAAUGAAAACAAGAUUUCAUUUACAUCCAAGAGUUUGCUCCAGUGCAGCCUCCUGGUUGCAGGAUGUCUCAUGGCUGGUGUGGGUCCGGAGGAUCUCGCUGGUUGCUCCCAGACACUGACACCUGCAGUAACUGGAGGGGUGAUGUGGGGCCUGGCACACCGAGGGUGGGACUUGUUUUAGCAUUCAAUCCAUAGAAACCCAUUUAACAGCACUUCCCCUAAAGUGCUGCCUUUCUUCCACCUGAACUCCUAAAAUGGAAAUGAUCAUGGCAGGGAAAAAAUUUGGAACUACUCAAAUAUUAAAAUGCAGUGAAGGUGAACUGGCUCCUGGGUGGAGGGGAGGGGAUGGGCCCCGUUGCUGCUGCCAAGGUGAGUUUUGGGGAUCUAUUCAGACCUACAUCUGCUGGCAGUGGAUUAGAAGUCAAACCCACCUGAAAUCCAGAACUGAGCAUCCUGAGGGGCUCCUCGAGGAUGGGAUAUUCCCCUCCAUGAGCUGCCGACUUUGCCCCAAUAAUCCUUCACAUCCCAUCCCUCUUCUCCCUCUCCCCUUUUCCUUUCCCUUCCCCUGUGAUAUGACGCAUUGGCAAAGGAAUAAAAUAAUCAGCUAUUGCUUUAUUACUUUUUCCACCCCUGCUUCCCUCACGGGCAACUGUAUUUCGGCAAAUGUUUUUAAUAUUUGCUAAUCAAAGCAGCUCCAGUAAUGACAUGCUCCCUCCCAAAGACAAAAUUACCGGGACUGGCGUUAUCUAACAAACUCGUUUUGGCACAAGCGCGUCUGCGUUCGAGCCAUUUCUGCCCAUUCACAGGAUUAUCAGCCAUCUCUGCAGCCAGCCCCAGCCCUCCUCUCUCAUUCCUAGUUAAUUGGUGUGAAAUUGGAGCAAGUUCUCAGGUGAUAAUGUGUUUGCAUUUACUGCUUCACUGAACCACCCUAGCCACUCAAUCCCAGCUUCAUUAAAGCUUCAAUCUCAGCUUUUGCUCCUGGCUGUGAGCUUCAAACCCUAUUUCCUGCGUGGCAGACAUACAGCCUAACACAUGUCAGGAAGACAGCUUGAGCAGAGCUGCUGGGAACAAGCACAGCUACUGCCCGGGCGCCGCUCCGGGAAAAUCACGUUCGCGGUGGGAAAGAUGCUUGGAGUCCCCACGAUGGCUUCACGCUGCGUUGGUUGGCUCCCUGCUCUGGAAAAAGGCAUCUUUUAUACCCUUUAAUUAUACUUGAUUAAUGAAUUAAUUUUAAUUUUUUUUUUUUUUGCUGCAGCACUUUGAAGAUAAAAACCCCUUCGUCUGAAUUCUGAUUAGUAUUUAAAGACUCAAGUGAAAUAUUUGUAGGCAGAAAAACCUAACCGAGGAAUGCCUGUGUUCAAGCAUUCAAUAGGGCCUAUUCACA
Molecule: messenger RNA, 5903 nt
Organism: Vidua chalybeata
Lineage: Eukaryota; Metazoa; Chordata; Aves; Passeriformes; Viduidae
Gene: THNSL2
Product: threonine synthase like 2
Exons: 12
Coding region: 2073-3881 (602 amino acids)
Biological process (GO): dephosphorylation; 2-oxobutyrate biosynthetic process
Molecular function (GO): pyridoxal phosphate binding
Source: RefSeq, a predicted model, not a curated record